UUUUGAAAUUUAGUAGAACGCGUAGUGUGCGCUACUUGUAAGUUGGGGCGCCAAACAGUUACAUAUUUGAAAAAAAAAACAUAGAAAAGUGAAAGAAAACAAAAUAAAGCAAAAGCUUGUAAUAGCUAAAUAAUUAAAGAUUAAAACCAUAUUUAGUGAAAAAUUGUGAAACAGUAUUAUUAAAAUAAAAAUUUCACCGUAUUUAAGUGAAGCAGUGCAGUGCUAAGUAGCAAACCAAAACAAAACACGAAAACAGCCUAUGAAGUGGUAUAAGCACAAAGUGUUUUCAAAAAAUCAACAAACAAGUGCUCAUCUGUAAAAUUAUUGAUUUUGACAAAUAAAAGUGCAGUAUUGCUGCGCUAGAAAAUAAAAACGCGAAAUAUUUAUUUUUGCAAAUUCGGCAGUGCAUUAAAAAGCAAAACAAAAGGCUACAAGCUGAUAGCCCGUGAAUAUUGGCCAAUAAUAAAGUGUUCGGUGCAACAAAUGUUUAAGGUAAAAUUGCCAAAUUGCGUGCAGCGUAAAAAUUUUUUAUUUUGAAAUUGCACUUUUUAGUGAAAAUUGUGGCAGCUCAAGUCAAGCCAAUAAAAAUUAAUAUAAAAGUUCUGCAAAUGGCCGUGAAUAUGCCAGUUUUCAUUGUAGUUCUUUGAAGUGCGUUUUCCACAAAUAUUAUUUUUUUAAGUUAUUGCAUUUGGUUUCCAAAUGAAAACAGCCUCCCCAAUGAAAUGUAAAAGUUGGUCGAAUAAAAUCAACAAUUUUGUUGUGCGUCGCCUGAAGUCUAUAAAGAUAAACGGUCAACAGCAGCAACAGAUCCUGUCGCCGUGCAGCACGAUGCCAGCGAUGCCAAAAGAAAAGGCCACCGCAGUAUCGUUGAGUGAGAGCAAUUUCACCGAAUUGAAAUUUAAAGAAUUAUCCCUGAAUACAACAAACAACAGCGCCGCCACAAUGGCCACCACAGCAACAAGUCGCAUGCAUCAGCAUAGCACACAGACACCCACACAUCAUUUACCUGCAGCAGCCGUACAGACAACAAACACAACAACAGCAACAGCGCCGUCAGCCACAACCACACAACAGCCCACAAUGCCACAUCAUUGGAGCCAACGCCAAAGCCAACAACAACAAAUGGCACAGUCACAGUCGCGCAACAGCCUAUGUGGCUGCGGCAACAUCUCGGCGAUCAUACCCGAGUCAGUGGGCAGCUUAAAUCAUGGCAGCAGUAAAUAUCUAACAAAUGGACAUUCAUCACCUUUGGCCGCCGCUGUGGCCGCUGCACAGCAGAACGGCGCUACAACGCCGGAACACACGCCGACAUGUUGUCGUUAUCAGCAACACCAACAACAGAAUGGCUACGACAGCGUCGAACACCAGCAACAACAACAAUUGCCACGCACAUACAACAACAAUGCGCUAGCAGGUGGUGGUGGUAGCAAUGCACCACCCACCACCGCCAUCAAUAUAUCCGCCUCGGCCGCCGCAACACUCUCAGUAGCAUCUGCUGCCAAUAUCGGCUCCGCCGGUGCAUCCACAUCGCCCACAAAUGUCGCCGUAACGCCGCCAAAGAAAUCGCCAAACGACUAUAUUUUCGGCAAAUACAUUGGCGAGGGCAGCUUCAGCAAUGUUUACCUCGCCGUCGAUGUGAAUUCGAAACGUGAAUAUGCAAUUAAAGUCUGCGAGAAACGUCACAUCAUACGCGAGGACAAACAGGAGUAUGUGCGUCGUGAACGCGAAGCGCUACACAUGAUGACCAAUGUGCCGGGUUUCGUGAAUUUGUCAUGCACGUUCCAGGAUCGUCGUUCGCUGUACUUUGUGAUGACCUAUGCCAAAAACGGCGAUCUGCUGCCGUACAUCAACAAGGUGGGCUCCUUCGAUGUGGACUGUACACGCCACUAUGUCGCCGAAUUAGUAUUAGCUUGCGAGCAAAUGCACUAUCGCAAUGUGGUGCAUCGUGACCUGAAGCCAGAGAAUAUACUCUUAGAUGAGGAUAUGCAUACGUUGAUUGCCGAUUUUGGUUCGGCGAAAAUCUUCAAACCCGAGGAAUGUAUUAAUCCCGUCAAACCGGCACCAUUUUCGUUGGGUCGUCGCAGCGGACGUAAUUCACAGAAUCGCAGCGAUGACGACGACGAUGAGGAUGACGAUACGGAGGAUACCAAUGAUACGUGUAGCGAUGAUGAUAAUGCGCCCGGUGGACGCGGUGGCAUGUAUUAUUAUCGUGGACGUAAGGGCAGUUUUGUUGGUACAGCGCAAUAUGUGUCGCCGGAAGUGCUGCGUAAUGGUUUCGUUUCACCUGCUGCUGAUCUCUGGGCACUCGGUUGUAUAGUGUAUCAAAUGAUUUCCGGUCUGCCGCCGUUCCGUGGCAGCAAUGAUUAUGUCAUAUUUAGAGAAAUACUCUCCGGCGAUCUAGACUUUCCGCAAGGCUUCGAUAAGGAUGCCGAAGAUCUAGUCAGACAACUAUUGAAGAUACGACCCGAAGAACGUUUGGGCUCACAAGAUGCCAAAGGCAGUUAUGUCAGCAUACGUGCGCAUCCAUUCUUUAAUGGCAUCGAUUUUGCGACAAUACGUCAGCAGACACCGCCACCAAUUUACCCAUACUUGCCGGGCGUAUCGAAGGAUGACGGCUUUAGUUCGCAUUAUUUUAUGCCAGAUAAUCUAGAACCCGGCUUGGAUGAUAAGCAGCUGACACGUUUGCUCGGCAUGGAAUUGGGCACAUAUAUUGAGAAAAAGACUGUAGUAAAAAAUAUUUACGACCUUUCGGAGAGCGAAAAGCAAAAGCGUUUGGAGCAACAAAAGUCUGAUAAAUGGCACGUCUUCGCCGAUAACGAAGUCAUCCUGAAGAAGGGUUACAUCAACAAACGCAAAGGUCUGUUCGCGCGCAAACGCAUGCUGCUGCUAACAACGGGUCCACGGCUCAUCUACAUCGAUCCCGUGCAGAUGGUGAAGAAAGGCGAAAUACCAUGGAGCGCCGAAUUGCGCGUCGAGCCGAAAAACUUCAAAAUAUUCUUUGUGCAUACGCCCAACCGAACGUACUACUUGGACGAUCCCGAUGGCUACUCACUCGAAUGGGUCGACUCCAUCGAACGCAUGCACAAAUUCACCUACCCCAAUAGCGAUACCGGCGCGACGACGACGUCGACGGCGACAGGCACCUCGCCGAAAUCGUCACAUCGAACAAACUCACCAACGUUCUUCAGCAGCGGCGGCGGCGGCAGCCACUCCAGCGGCAGCAGCAGCAGCGGCAACAUGUUGACCGCGGCCAUCGCCGCCGCCACAGGCCGAACGACGAAAACGGCGUCGAAUUGAAUGAAGCGACCGCCGCAACCACCACCACCACGUCGUCGUCGUCAACCAGAUAUUAUAUAUCUACUAAAGAAUGCAACAAGAAUUCUACAAAAACACGCAAAGGCACACAGCAUCCAAAUGCGUGCCGAAUUGCAGCUAAAAACCUAGGUGUUCCAAGGCAGAAUGUAUGUGCCGCCGCUGUGGCUCCACAGAGCAGCUGUUAAAGCAACAACAAAAACGUUAAAAAAAACUAAAACUGUAGUGGAGCAACAACAACA
Molecule: messenger RNA, 3554 nt
Organism: Bactrocera tryoni
Lineage: Eukaryota; Metazoa; Arthropoda; Insecta; Diptera; Tephritidae
Gene: Pdk1
Product: 3-phosphoinositide-dependent protein kinase 1
Exons: 6
Coding region: 700-3297 (865 amino acids)
Biological process (GO): intracellular signal transduction; peptidyl-serine phosphorylation
Molecular function (GO): ATP binding; protein serine/threonine kinase activity
Source: RefSeq, a predicted model, not a curated record